AUGGCCGAGCAACUCGUACUCCGUGGCACCCUCGAGGGCCACUCCGGCUGGGUCACCUCCCUGGCGACCUCCCUGGAGAACCCCAACAUGCUCCUGUCCGGAUCGCGCGACAAGACUCUGAUCAUCUGGAACCUGACCCGCGACGAGACCUCGUACGGUUACCCCAAGAGGAGUCUGCACGGUCACUCCCACAUUGUCUCCGACUGUGUCAUCUCCUCUGACGGCGCCUACGCUCUUUCCUCAUCGUGGGACAAGACCCUCCGCCUCUGGGAGCUCUCCACCGGUGUCACCACCCGCCGCUUCGUCGGCCACACCAACGACGUUCUCUCCGUCUCCUUCUCCGCCGACAACCGCCAGAUCGUCUCCGGAUCGCGCGACCGAACCAUCAAGCUCUGGAACACCCUCGGUGACUGCAAGUACACCAUCACCGACAAGGGCCACACCGAGUGGGUCUCGUGCGUCCGCUUCUCCCCCAACCCCCAGAACCCCGUCAUCGUCUCUGCUGGUUGGGACAAGCUCGUCAAGGUCUGGGAACUCGCUUCCUGCCGCAUCCAGACCGACCACAUCGGUCACACCGGUUACAUCAACACCGUCACCAUCUCGCCCGAUGGCUCCCUCUGCGCCUCCGGUGGUAAGGACGGAACCACCAUGCUGUGGGACCUGAACGAGUCCAAGCACCUCUACUCUCUCUCCGCCGGUGACGAGAUCCACGCCCUUGUCUUCUCCCCCAACCGCUACUGGCUGUGCGCUGCCACCGCCUCCAGCAUCAUCAUCUUCGACCUUGAGAAGAAGUCCAAGGUUGACGAGCUCAAGCCUGAGUACAUGGAGGUUGGCAAGAAGAGCCGGGAGCCCGAGUGUGUCUCCUUGGCCUGGAGCGCCGACGGCCAGACCCUGUUCGCCGGAUACACCGACAACCGUAUCCGCUGCUGGGGUGUCAUGGCGAGGGGAUAA
Molecule: messenger RNA, 951 nt
Organism: Alternaria ethzedia
Lineage: Eukaryota; Fungi; Ascomycota; Dothideomycetes; Pleosporales; Pleosporaceae
Gene: CPC2
Product: cross-pathway control WD-repeat protein cpc2
Exons: 4
Coding region: 1-951 (316 amino acids)
Biological process (GO): positive regulation of protein phosphorylation; rescue of stalled cytosolic ribosome
Cellular component (GO): cytosol; nucleus
Molecular function (GO): protein kinase C binding; translation regulator activity; ribosome binding
Source: RefSeq, a predicted model, not a curated record